Molecule: messenger RNA, 1164 nt
Organism: Coprinopsis cinerea okayama7#130
Lineage: Eukaryota; Fungi; Basidiomycota; Agaricomycetes; Agaricales; Psathyrellaceae
Product: Rds1 protein
Exons: 4
Coding region: 1-1164 (387 amino acids)
Source: RefSeq, a predicted model, not a curated record
AUGCUCAAGGCUUCGCUCCUCGUUCUGGCACUGGGUCUGACCUACGUCGCCGCUGCUCCUUCCGUUCUCUACCCCAGGAAUAAGCACGACGGGGACGGAAAGAAAUUCGAUGGGAACAAGCCCCCGCCACCCCCUCCCUUCACUCCUCCAGGUGGGAUAGGGCUUAACGAGACACCUCAAUACAUCCCCUUCAGUGACUUUGACUUCCAGUCUCUCAACCUCGCGCUCAACCAAGAAUGGAUCGAGCUCGACCUCUUCCACUACGGCCUUGCCCGAUUCUCCGUCGAGGAUUUCGAAGCCGCAGGUCUCAACGCCGAAGACCGCUUCCUCAUCCAAUUCAUGGCCGACCAAGAAGUCGGACACGCCACCCUCAUCUCCAACAUGCUCCAAGGCCGGGGCGCCAAGCAGUGCCGCUACCAGUACCCCUUCCAAACCGUGCGCGAGUUUGUCGAUUUUUGCCAAAAGCUGACUCGCUUUGGUGAGAGCGGUGUGUAUGGGUUCUUGGAGCAUCUGGAUUCCCGGGCGGCUGCUACGCUGCUUUUGGAUAGUAUUACGACGGAGGCUAGGCAGCAGAUGAUAUUCAGACAGUUUGAGGGGCUGUUCCCGAUGCCUGUGUGGUUUGAGACUGGGAUCUCCCAGAGUAUGGCGUGGACCCUUCUUGCUCCUUACCUCGUUGAAUGUCCUGCCGAGAAUCCUAGGAUCGAAUGGCAGAACUUCCCUGCCUUGACCAUUACGAACAAUCCCGACGCCACUCCUUACGUCGACAACAAUGUCCCUGGCGAAGACACAACUCCUGCCAUCACACACAACCGCUCCGAACCUCUUUCCUUCCCCGGUCGCACUGUCGAGUUCACCUGGGAGAGCCCAGGCAAGACUGUCAGCUACAACAACAGCUACACUACAUCAUCGUCUGCCGGUGCUCCUCAGUUCGUAGCCUGGAUAUCACAACUCAACACGACUUACACACCGCUCGAAAAUAUUCAAGGCAACUCUGGCAGUACGAUUCAACCUGGUGGACGCGUCUUUGGUGAUAACACUGCCCCGAUUGUUAAUGGAACCAUGUUCGUCGCCAUCGUCGAUACCGACCUUUAUGUCACACCGUUCAACUUGUCGAAACUGAACCCACAUAUUGUUGCCGGUCCCGCUUUGUAUCAGAGCGGUUAG